AAUGAGAGAAAAUGGAGCUUUGUACCAUUUGAUGGGUCCCGUUCACAGUUCUCACUCCUAGGAAAGUUUAUAAACCAUGCAACUCAGCGUCGCACACGUAAGCCGCUCCAGCAGCAGCACAAGCACAGACAAACUUCCCACUCUCACUCUCUUAUAAGAUUCGUAAGAUCAGUUUUCCAUUUCUGUUUUCCUCCUUGGCACUUGAGCCAUUAACCCUUCCCUCUCUCUGCAAACCCUAGAUAUGGCUUACUCUCUCUCAGGAAUCCGUCUUCCUACUGUCCAUACAGCUUGUAUUUCGAAUCGAUCAAGCAACCAUGGCGAACGAAAGAGUGUGAACUUUUCUCUCCUUGCGAGGAAAGAUUCCUCUCCUUGGAAGAUUUUUGCUGGAAAGUCUUCUCAUGAUUCUGAUUCUUCUUCAACGGCUACUGCUACUGAGAAAAUCCUCGUCCCUGGAGGCAAGGCUGAUGUCUCAUCUUCCUCUAUGGAUUCGGUGGAAACUCCUGAAGCUGUUUCAGAAGACUCCCAGGUAUGCAAAGAAGUAGCUGCUACACCCAAGGAAGAUGUGAUUCAUAGUGAACAGUAUAAUGUUGAUGAUGAACAACAUUCGGUUCCGGUAAAAGUUGUGGACAACAACAAUAAGGUUGAGGGUGCUCCUUUAGAAGUCCAGGAAAGUGAUGGAAAGUCCAAGGCCAAACUAAGAUCUAUUCCUCCACCUGGCACUGGGGAAAGAAUAUAUGAAAUAGAUCCAAUGUUGGAAGGUCACAGAAAUCAUCUUGAUUAUCGCUAUGGGCAUUACAAGAAAAUGCGUGAGUUGAUCGACAAGUAUGAAGGUGGAUUGGAAGCAUUUUCUCGUGGGUAUGAGAAGUUUGGAUUCCAUCGAAGUUCCACAGGUAUAACUUAUAGAGAGUGGGCACCUGGUGCUAAGGGGGCAGCAUUGAUAGGAGAUUUCAACAAUUGGAAUCCCAAUUCAGAUGUUAUGACUCGGAAUGAAUUUGGUGUCUGGGAGAUCUUUCUGCCAAACAAUGCUGAUGGUUCACCUGCAAUUUCUCACGGCUCUCAAGUUAAGAUUCGUAUGGAUACUCCAUCUGGUAUCAAAGAUUCUAUUCCUGCUUGGAUCAAGUUCUCUGUACAAGCACCAGGUGAAAUUCCUUACGAUGGCAUAUACUAUGAUCCUCCAGAAGAGGAGAAGUACGUUUUUAAACAUCCUCAACUGAAGAGACCUAAAUCACUUCGGAUAUAUGAAUCACAUGUUGGAAUGAGUAGCAUGGAGCCUUUGAUCAACACAUAUGCCAAUUUUAGAGAUGAUGUACUCCCUCGCAUUAAAAGGCUUGGAUACAAUGCAGUUCAGAUUAUGGCUAUUCAAGAGCAUUCAUAUUAUGCUAGCUUUGGGUACCAUGUCACCAACUUUUUUGCCCCUAGUAGCCGUUUUGGAACUCCAGAUGAUCUCAAGUCUUUGAUAGACAAAGCUCACGAGCUUGGUCUGCUUGUUCUUAUGGAUAUUGUUCACAGCCAUGCCUCAAGCAAUGUAUUGGAUGGCUUAAACAAGUUCGAUGGGACUGACAGUCACUACUUCCACUCUGGAGCACGAGGUUAUCAUUGGAUGUGGGAUUCUCGCCUUUUCAACUAUGGAAACUGGGAAGUACUAAGGUUUCUUCUUUCAAAUGCAAGAUGGUGGUUAGAAGAAUACAAGUUUGAUGGUUUUAGAUUCGAUGGUGUGACCUCAAUGAUGUAUACUCACCAUGGAUUGCAGGUAGCAUUUACUGGAAAUUAUAAUGAGUAUUUUGGGUUAGCAACUGAUGUAGACGCCGUAGUUUAUUUGAUGCUGGUAAAUGAUCUUAUUCAUGGGCUCUUUCCUGAGGCUGUUACUGUCGGUGAAGAUGUUAGUGGAAUGCCAACAUUCUGUAUUCCUGUCCAAGAUGGUGGUGUGGGAUUUGAUUAUCGUCUGCAUAUGGCCAUUGCUGAUAAAUGGAUUGAAGUUCUUCAGAAAAAGGACGAGGAUUGGGGCAUGGGUGACAUUGUUCACACACUUACCAAUAAAAGAUGGUCGGAAAAAUGUGUCGCUUAUGCUGAAAGUCAUGAUCAAGCUUUAGUCGGUGACAAAACUACUGCAUUCUGGUUAAUGGACAAGGACAUGUAUGAUUUCAUGGCUUUGGAUGGACCGUCAACUCCUGUGAUAGAUCGGGGAAUAGCACUGCACAAAAUGAUCAGGCUAAUCACUAUGGGUUUAGGUGGAGAAGGAUAUUUGAACUUCAUGGGAAAUGAAUUUGGGCAUCCGGAAUGGAUAGAUUUUCCAAGGGGCGAUCAACAUCUUGCUGAUGGGAAAGUAAUCCCUGGAAAUAAUGACAGCUAUGAUAAAUGCCGGCGUAGAUUUGACCUUGGGGAUGCUGAAUAUCUAAGAUAUCAUGGAAUGCAAGAGUUUGAUCGGGCAAUGCAACAUCUGGAGGAGAAAUAUGGUUUCAUGACUUCGGGUCACCAGUAUAUAUCACGGAAAGAUGAAGGAGAUAGGACAAUUGUCUUUGAGCGUGGGAAUUUAGUCUUUGUUUUCAAUUUUCAUUGGAAUAAUAGUUAUUCAGAUUUUCGGAUCGGUUGCUUAAAGCCAGGAAAGUAUAAGGUGGUCUUGGAUUCAGAUGACAAGCUAUUUGGUGGCUUUGAUAGAAUCGAUCACAGGGCAGAAUAUUUUACCACGGAAAUGCGGUACGAUGAUCGGCCCGAGUCAUUUUUGGUGUAUGCCCCAAGUAGAACAGCAGUUGUCUAUGCUUUGGUAGAGGAUUAAGCAAAAGGCAGUGGAGGUUUGAUGCAAUGGUUACUCAUUAUAUAAUGCGAGACCCCCACUUGGAGUAACAUUUCUGAACCUUAUGACCGCAAAAUUGACAUGCAAAUUGGAGCAUUGCUGUCUCUUGGCCUUAUAGACUUUGUUCCAUGGCUCGCAGAUUGAGUAAUAUUGGAGAGGCAAUAAAGUAGUAACCACUGAUAACCAGAGUACAACCCAGAAACUUGGUGCUUAACCUAGAAACUGUAGGGAUUCUUGAAUUUUGUAUAUCUGCGAUCUUUAUUACGAUAUAAAUUAAGGCCUUUCAGGAAGACGCUCUGUGUAUCUCCGGUGAAUGUAUAGCAUGUUGCAAAAUAAAUGGAUGUUAUUUACUCAUUAUAGCAAAUGAGUGAUACCGCUAGAUUUUACUUGCUGCAA
Molecule: messenger RNA, 3187 nt
Organism: Macadamia integrifolia
Lineage: Eukaryota; Viridiplantae; Streptophyta; Magnoliopsida; Proteales; Proteaceae
Product: 1,4-alpha-glucan-branching enzyme 2-2, chloroplastic/amyloplastic-like
Exons: 22
Coding region: 242-2773 (843 amino acids)
Biological process (GO): starch metabolic process; glycogen biosynthetic process
Cellular component (GO): cytoplasm
Molecular function (GO): 1,4-alpha-glucan branching enzyme activity; hydrolase activity, hydrolyzing O-glycosyl compounds; cation binding
Source: RefSeq, a predicted model, not a curated record